CAUAAAGUCACGUGACGUGGACACAUAGCUCAGCCGAAAAUGUCAAGCUAGGACUUCAAUUUUCUGACAGGUCUGCAGUGAGGAGACUCAGAGGGAAUGGAGGAGUUUCCUGUGAAGGUCUCAGAGGCAGUGUGUCUCGGGGCCAGCCUGGCCCUCUCAGGCAUCUGCUACUGUCUCUACAAGAAGAGCCGGACAACGCUAGAUAAACUCGAAGGUGCUCCUCACUUCACUAUAGACGGAAAACUCAAAGACAUUCUGAAAGUUACUCCAGGAGCAUGUCUACAGUAUGCUGUCAUCGAAGGUGCUGUGCAACCGGUAGGCGAGCCUCUGACCAGCUCCUUCCAAAAAGAAAAGCUUGGAGUGUUGCAGAAGAUCUUGCUGAGAGAACACAGGCUUCUGUGGAACAGCCUUUCACGCACUUGGACGGACAGUGAGCGGGUCUUGCACCAAAGAAUGACUGCAGUGCCCUUUGUAUUAGUGGGAUCAGAUGAUACGGCCGUCCGAGUGCUGUGCCCUCUGCAGGCCUCCGGUGUGCACAUGGAGACCACCCACGAGAAGUUUCACCAGGUUAACUACGGCUUCAGUGACAUCAUAGGACAAUACCUCAGCGGGGAGAAGCUUAAAGGGCAGCUGGAGACAGAAGAAAUGCUCAAAGUGGGCGCAACUCUAACUGGUGUGGGCGAGUUGAUACUGGACACUGACGGCACCGUGAAUCUCAGACCCCCUUCUAACGGCUCAGAGUAUUUCUUGAGCAUUACAGACUUUGACACCCUGCUGGGGGAGCAGGAGAGCACAGCUGGUUGGUGGAAGGGGCUCGCCAUCGCCUCUGCUGUGGCGGGGGCAGGGGUGCUACUCUGGUUGGGCCGACGCUACUAUAUUCAACUCAAAGUACACUGGGAGAGGGAGAAGGAGAGGAGGGAUUUUGACAGACUGCGGGCUGAAAACCCAAGAGCUCAUGCUCCAGUAGCCGGACACGAGGCCAUCGAAGAGGAGCACUUAGAGAACGCCUGUGUGAUCUGCCUUACUCAGCCACGUAACUGUAUUCUGUUGGAGUGUGGGCACGUGUGCUGCUGCUACAGCUGCUACCAGGCUCUCCCCCAGCCCCGCUGCCCUAUUUGUAGACAGAGCAUCAGCAGGGUGGUGCCUCUCUACCAUGUUUGAGGCCACUGUGAUCACAUGACCUCAGUGGAGCUUCAGCAACACACAAACUGUCAGCUUAACUCCUUUAAGUGCUGCACUCACACCUAAAAAAGAGCUACGCUUUGAUAUUCAUAUUACUGUAAAGAAUAAUGUUAUGAUGGUAUUGUAUGUAAUAAUAAAGGUGAUUUGUUACGACUUUCA
Trematomus bernacchii (emerald rockcod) is the source of this 1341-nucleotide messenger RNA. RefSeq names its product mitochondrial E3 ubiquitin protein ligase 1a (gene mul2). Gene Ontology annotation, biological process: organelle organization; protein ubiquitination. The record is from RefSeq and is a predicted model, not a curated record. The transcript has 6 exons. The coding region runs from base 97 to 1161 and encodes 354 amino acids. NCBI's taxonomy places the organism in Eukaryota, Metazoa, Chordata, Actinopteri, Perciformes, Nototheniidae. Gene Ontology annotation, molecular function: ubiquitin-protein transferase activity.